AGAUCACCUGAGCACGCGAAUGCCUCCCUUGAUACCUGUAUCUUGAGAUAGCUUAGAUGUCGCGUAUAGAACCCCACAGACGCGACGGCUGCCUGGAACAUGACGUUAAUUAUUUGAUGCCAAUAAACCACAUUUUCCCGUCAGCGAAUCUCUCAACAAAACCCUUCAUCACUACUUAAUCCUUGUCGAGCCACAGUCUCUUUCAACUCAAUUGAAGUGCUGUUUGUCAUUUCAUUCUACGCAGGCCACACACGCCCUUGUCAGUAUGGCCGAUCGAUGGAAUCCUGAACGCAGGGAUGAAGAGGAAGAGGAGGAUGAGGGAGACGAGUUCAAUGAGACUCACUACAAGGCUCAGAAAGAUGCACUUAUCUUCGCAAUCCAAGUGAGCGAUUCUAUGCUGCAACCGCCUCCUAAGAGUGAGGAUAAGAAAGCCAGUCAGGAUUCUGCAGCAUUGACUGCAUUGAAGUGUGCCUAUCAAGUGAUGCAACAACGCAUCAUCUCUAAUCCGAAGGAUAUGAUCAGCAUUGUUCUUUUCGGCACAGAGAAAACGAAAGUGACCGACAUCAAGCUUCCAGACUCUCACUGCUAUUUGCUUACGGAUUUGGAGGUUCCCGCGGCCGAUGAUGUGAAGGCUUUGAGAGGAUUGGUAGAGGAAGGCGAGGACGCGGAUGAGAUCUUAGUUCCGUCUAAGCAGCCCGCAGACAUGGUUAUGUUACUACGGUUGGUGCUUCAUCUCUUCCAAACAAGAGCACCCAACUUUGGAUCCAGAAGGCUCUUUAUCAUCACUGAUAACGACGAUCCUUGUGCCGGCAUGAAGAGAAAUCCGUCCUGGGAUCCUGCUGUCAGAGCUAAAGAUAUACACGACCAUGGCUGCACUAUCGAGCUCUUCCCCAUCAGUCAUGGCGAUUCUAAAUUUGAUACCAGCAAAUUUUACGAUGAUAUCAUAUAUCACGAUCCAGUCCUUGAUGAAACAAAUCCCGGGAGAGUUACGCCAGCAGCCAAGUCCCAUGAUGGAUUGAAUCUACUCAACUCUCUCAUCUCCAACAUCAAUUCUAGACAAACUCCUAAACGAGCAUAUUUCAGUGCCAUGCCCUUCGAAAUCGGGCCUGGUCUCACCAUAUCAGUCAAAGGGUAUAACAUCAUUCAGAAGCAAACGCCUGCCCGGAGUUGCUACAUAUGGCUCGAGGGGGAGAGGCCACAGGUUGCUGUGGGUGAGACUGCUCGUUUGGCAGCGGAUAGUGCUCGAACAGUUGAGAAAUUCGAAGUCAAGAAAGCAUACAAAUUCGGCAAUGAAUAUGUUUACUUCAUGGACGAAGAGCAAAAAUCUAUAAAACAGUUCGGUAACCCUUGCAUCCGAAUCAUCGGGUUUAAGGACCGAUCGUUGUUGCGAUUCUGGGCUUCUAUCAAGAAGUCUACCUACAUCUUUCCGAGUGAGGAUGGCUAUGUUGGGUCAACACGUGUUUUUACGGCUCUAUGGCAAAAGCUGCUCAAAUCGAGAAAGGUCGGUGUUGCUUGGCACAUUGCGCGGAAAAACGGAAAUCCUCAGCUGGUCGCUGUUAUUCCGUCUCGAGCAACUUCUGAUGAGAAGUCGGGCACUCAGUAUAUACCUGCAGGGCUAUGGCUAUAUCCCAUUCCUUUUGUAGACGAUGUACGUGACGGACCCGAAACAGGGAAGGUUAUUCGGACAACCAACGCGUUGACCGAUAGGAUGAACAAGGUUGUACAGCAGUUGCAGUUGCCAGGCGGUGCCUACAACCCAGCAAAAUAUCCCAACCCGGCACUUCAAUGGCACUACAAGAUACUCCAGGCGCUUGCGUUAGAAGAUGUUGUUCCUGAACAACCUGAAGACGCCACUGUACCCAAAUAUCGGGCGAUACACAAGCGUUGCGGUGGAUAUAUUCAGGAAUGGUCUCAAGUGGCAGAUGACGUGCUUGGUCAGAUUCAAGAACAGAAAAAGAUCAAGCGGGAAUUUGAGGCGGACAAUGAGGAAGACGAACCUCGCCCAGUCAAGAAGGCGAGGGCCACAACAACGAAAGACAAGAAUAUGGGUGAGGAUGGACUAAGCAACGCGGAGCUACGACAACGUUACGAUGCAGGCACGUUGACGAAACUCACUGUGGCAGAGCUCCGAGGUGCCAUGGCCGGCCGUGGUCUCGAUACUAAAGGACUGAAAAAAGACUUGGUAGAGAGGCUGGAGCAGUGGGUUGAAGAUAACGUGUAGAACGAUGUGUUUAACGGUUAGGAGCGGCGUUUAUGGUUUAUUUUCGACUACCUACACGGUAAGUAGGUAGUUAGAUGUAUUCCCGUUUCUAUUUUGUAGGGGAGUAAUUCAGAAUGCUCUCUGUAUUAGUAGUAGAAGGAACCUCGAGCGAGGUCUUGUUGAUGGAGUAAUAUCUAGCCAUCAUUUGAAGCCUCUCCUCAGCACCUAAUAGCUAGCACCGCCUAGCAACUACCUACAUAUUGCUUGCUUCAUUACGCGCCUAUUGUCGCUUUUCAAGUUGAUGCUCAACUCGCGUGUAUAG
Molecule: messenger RNA, 2522 nt
Organism: Xylaria bambusicola
Lineage: Eukaryota; Fungi; Ascomycota; Sordariomycetes; Xylariales; Xylariaceae
Product: SPOC like C-terminal domain-containing protein
Exons: 3
Coding region: 266-2221 (651 amino acids)
Biological process (GO): telomere maintenance; double-strand break repair via nonhomologous end joining; cellular response to X-ray
Cellular component (GO): nucleus; Ku70:Ku80 complex
Molecular function (GO): DNA helicase activity; damaged DNA binding; telomeric repeat DNA binding
Source: RefSeq, a predicted model, not a curated record